Hibiscus syriacus is the source of this 1006-nucleotide messenger RNA. RefSeq lists its product as uncharacterized. Bases 100 to 945 code for a protein of 281 amino acids. The record is from RefSeq and is a predicted model, not a curated record. The transcript has a single exon. NCBI's taxonomy places the organism in Eukaryota, Viridiplantae, Streptophyta, Magnoliopsida, Malvales, Malvaceae.
AACAAUUCUUCUUUUAUAUAAUCUUCUCAAAUCUACCUUCCUCUCUCGAACUUUAUCUUUCUCUUUAUCGCGUUUUCUAUCUUUUUAUUGAUUCGUACAAUGCCACAGGGAAACUUAGAAACCCUUGUUUCCGCCUGUGCCGGCGGUUCUUGCGAUAACAAAAUCGUCUGCGAGACCUUAGCAACCAACGAAGGCGACCCCGACGAGAAGCUCCACACGCAAGAGGAAUCUGUCGAAGAGCCAAUCCCGCCGGAUUUCCCGCCUGAAUCUUUUUGGGUGUCCAAAGACGCCGAGUUCGACUGGUUCGAUCGCAACGCUUUUUACGAACGGAGAGACUCACAUAAAGGGAACUCUGCUUCCAACUCUACCAAUCUUAAUCCUAAUUUGAACUCCGACUCCAAUUCUCAACGAUUUCCCGUUAGAAAAUCUAAAGCCUUUAUCUUCGGAUUACCGAAACCUCAGAAAUCUUGCUUUAUUGAAGCGAAGAACAGGAAGCAUGCUAAGCCUGGAAAGACUGUAUUGUUUCCUAAACGUCCAGGUUCUGUUAAAUCGGAUCCGCCAGUUGUUGAACCGUCUUCGCCUAAGGUUUCUUGUAUGGGAAGAGUGAGAUCGAGGCGAGACCGGAAUCGCUCACUCAAAAAGAAGUGCCAAAAUCCGGACAACGUCGAAGCAGUUAAAGAGAAAAGAAGAAGAAAAAGAAGCGGUUGGUUUCCAAGUUUGUGUGCUAUUUUCGGGUCAAACGGCAGAGCACGUGAACCGGACACAUUCGAAGUGGAGCCUUCGCCGCCGAGGAACAGCGACAUUAGGUCUCGUUUGCCGCCGGAUGAUGGUGAUGCAAUACAAAUGGAGCCUGAAAUUGUGGAGAAGCAACCGGUAAUUGAGCCGGUCGGUCUAGGUGGAAUGAAGCACUUCGCAUCUGGUAGAAGAUCUGAGCCGUUGAUCUAAGCCGUGUUGGAAAAUAUUUUGUUAGUGGUGGGCCAUAGGGUCAUGCUAAGUUUUGUUUCGU